Molecule: messenger RNA, 5811 nt
Organism: Pecten maximus
Lineage: Eukaryota; Metazoa; Mollusca; Bivalvia; Pectinida; Pectinidae
Exons: 23
Coding region: 608-5311 (1567 amino acids)
Biological process (GO): interstrand cross-link repair; resolution of meiotic recombination intermediates; meiotic DNA double-strand break processing
Cellular component (GO): nucleus; Slx1-Slx4 complex
Molecular function (GO): enzyme binding
Source: RefSeq, a predicted model, not a curated record
AAUUUACAAGUACCCGAAUGGUGGUCUAGGGCUUGGAAGGGCUCGAAAAUCAAAGUGAAAAAUGCAGACGCAACAAGUACAAAAGGGGACGGUAAUGAAAUCUGCCUUGGGGAAACGCAUGCAAAAAUUUGUGUUUAUGUCAGGUAUUGCUUCGUUUGGAUUUGGAGCUAUAAUGUACAGUUCUGCUAGAAGUUAUUUUGAGGAUCAGCGAAAGAAAAGAACAGAAAAAACACUUGCAGAGACUUUAGCUUCCAGCCAGGAUGAAGGUCGACAUGCACAUUUGAAGCAUUUAGUGGAGCAUGUUUAUAACGAAGGAAAGUAAUUAAAUAAGGAGGAGUUAUAGAAAAUUAAGUGUUACUUCAUACAACGGUGUGUGACCUUUGUACUGUGGUAUGUGACCUUUGUACUGUGGUAUGUGACCUCAAGUGACAAUAAACAGUCCAGAACUUGUGAUAACAAUUGUAUAUGAUGAAAGAUAAACUGGUGAAAUUUCCUACUUAGAAAAGUGGUAUGUUUACAUUGUAAAAAGUAAAAGUUUUCCUCAGUUAAAGGUGUUUUUUUUCUUGAUCAAGAAUUUCACCUCAAUACACAUACUAGCAUUAGAAUUAUGUCUAAAGAGGUGAGAAAGAAAUCAAACUCAAAGCUGUCUCUAAGAAAGAAGGGGAGAGGCGAUAAUGCCAAGGUUGUGUUGAUACCUGAUGUAGAUCAAGAUGAAACAUCAGAAUUCCAACAUUCAAGGCAUGCAAAGGCCACGUCAACCUGUCGUUCUAUUGGAACGGAAGUGAUACAAUCCAGGGACAAACAAAUACAGAGAAGGGAGACAACUAGAAAUUUGUCUUAUCCUGAAGAAAAUGUCCGUCCAGAUGUCAAAAGAGGAGCCGAUCCAAUUGAUGUAAACAGAGAGGAGGAGAGUACUAGUGUAGAUGAUUCAGCAGACAGUCGAUGUCUUGCCUGUGGACUGUUCUUUACACAGGUAGAUUUGAAGGGUCACAUACAGAGAUGCCUACAGUUGAGGUUUAAAAGGACAAUACAGCCAGUCACAGGAAGUGCUGAUGAGAGGACGGAUGAAGAGGAUAGCUACUCGUGUCCAUGCUGUAAGAGGGAUUUGUCUUGCCUAAACUCUAAGCUGAAAACCCAGCACCUCAAUCGGUGUAUAGAUAAGGUGGAAAAAGAAAAAAAUGACGAAGAGAAGAAACAAGAAACCUUGGAGAGAGCGAAGAAAGCUGUUCUUCCUUGUCCAAUUUGUGGGAAACCUUCCAAAACAGAAAAUGCAAGGAAAGGUCAUCUGAAAAAAUGUGCUACAACCAAUGAAGUUAGGACUGAUCAAGUUCUGAAGCUUGUGAAGGACCAAGAGGAGAAACAUAGGCAGCAGCUGGCCGCAGGAAUUAUACCUCAGGACAUAGGGAACAUGAAAAACACUGCGGAAAUGAGUACAGCCAGGGCGAGGAAUAAAAUGUUUAAGGAACCAAAAAGUCAGUUUGAUGAAGACACACAGCUCGCCAUGGCGAUAUCCUCCUCUCUGGACGAGAAAGACACUAAUUUGAUUGGUCCGACACUUGGCUCUGCUGCAGCACGCAAUCUUCAGGUCCAGGAUCAACACAAAAGGAAGAAACGCAAAAAAGGGGAGCCCGAAGGUAUACCAUUGCUGCUGGCUUUGUCAGAUGAGGAGAAAACCAGACGACAACAGCUCAGAGUUUGCAACCUGCUAGUCCCUCAGGAUGGAGCAAGGGAAUCUGAAAUUACUCCAACAAUGGCCAACAGUGAACUACAAAAACAAACGCAGUCGACACAUCUCUGGAUGAGUUCCUCACUGAAGGAGACUGGAAGCUACAAUUUCUAUGUGUUGUCUCUAAUGCCACCAAUAGAAAAGUCUAAAGCAGUCAUGGGGACCAAGAUCAGGAGCUUGUUGGAAAUUCCUGGACGGAGGAGUUCAUUGUUGCUUAGCAACCAAGAUGAGUUGAUUUAUAAAACGAAUGAUGGAGACAUGACGGUCCAGAAGGAUGAGUUGAUGGCCACCACUCAGACCGCUGUGGUCCUAGCAGAGUUAGCCAGGGAAAUGGAUGAUGAUAUACUGGACACCACUGUACAAAGUAGUGGCUUCUGUCCUGAGAGAACAAUUAAGGUCAAGAGGACUACCCAGACUGAGGCAGUAAGCAGCCUGCAGACGGACAUGUUAGGUCUGGUGAAUAACCCAACAGGAAGUGAUGUCACUGUACUUGUCUCCAACAAUGAGGAAAUAUGCGCCCAUACUGUGAUUCUCUCCUGCAGGUGUCCCAUUCUACUCCAGUUGGAGAAGGAUUCUGAGAUCAGUUUGUUGAAUGUCCCGUCGGAGGUGAUGUUAGCUGUGCUCAAGUUUGUGUACGCUGGUCAGAUUUCAUUGUACAACAGUAACGUUAGCCAGGUCUUAUCUCUAUCGAAAAGACUGCACCUGGAUGAACUAACAAAUAUAUGUGAAGAAGCUCUAGCACAAACUUCAAAUGAAAUGAAAAAAUCACCUGAUGACCAGAACAGUGACCUUGAUGCUAUAAAUAACCACCAAUCAGGUGUAGACAAACUUUUAAAAGAUGUUUGGGGAGAAGAUGAUGACAACACAGAGGUUGGUCCUCAAGAAACCUCAUCUGAGGGGAGUCCUUAUAAAAGUGAUGGAGGCUGUGAUGAUGUACGGUCUCCACAGAUGCUACAUAUCAUAAACAAACAUUCAGAUGGAGCAGAAGAUGGAGAGAAACAUACACUUCAUAUCAAAGAUCUCCGAAUACAAAGUCGGCCUGUAUGUGGAGACGAGGGAGACAAUUUGGAUAUGAAAGAAAACAAACUUCAACAGGAAAUAAACAAUUUCUUCCAAGAUGAAAGUUUUGACAUGACUUGUGAGGUACAAACAGAAAGAAGUUUUGACACGGCCUGUGAUGGACAGAAAGAAGGAAGUUUUCACACGGCCUGUGAUGGACAGAAAGAAGGAAGUUUUCACACGGCCUGUGAUGGACAGAAAGAAGGAAGUUUUCACACGGCCUGUGAUGGACAGAAAGAAGGAAGUUUUGACAUAGUCCGUGAUAAUAAGACUAAAUUCGCUAAGAACAAGAGCAGGAGUUUGAUAUUUGAAAACGAUGAAUUGGCAGUGUUUAGUGAUAGCUCUAGUCAAUCUCCUGUUGAUGAGAAUGAUGAAUCCUUAGGUCAGUCUUAUAAUACAGGUAAGAUGAUCGAGACCGAUAACAAAUUUACCGGAGAAAUAACGACACGUAAGAUGAUCGAGACCGAUAACAAAUUUACCGGAGAAAUAACGACACGUAAGAUGAUCGAGAACAAUAACAAAUUUACCGGAGAAAUAACGACAGAAGUGAAGGAGGAUACACUCAUCAUCUGCAGUGAUGAAAGUGACAAUGAAAUAAAUGAUGAUCAAAAUCUCAAAUUAGGUUAUGAUGACAGAAACGAUACUGGACAUUACUCUCCACAGCUAGUACAGGAUAAAUCUCGGCUCCUUAUAAGUAGAAAUAACACUCGUUUAUUUGACAACAAUUCAGAUGUUUCCUGGAAGGAAGAAUUGGAGAGAUCGGAAUCUUCUCCGGCAAAAACAUUCCAGCAUUCUGAUGAUAGUUCUCCUGCCAGCUCUAGACUCAGUCCAGAUCUGAUUGAGGAGGAGGAGGCUUCAUGUAGCUUUCUUUCAUUAUCCUCACCAUCUAGAAAACGAACAAGAUCUGCAAGAACAAGCAAAACCAAAUCACCAGUGGUUGUGUUUAAGUCGUCCCCAACUGCUAAUACUUCAGGGUUAGAUUUGUUUGGAAGCCCAUCUCCCUGUAACAAGAAAAGGAAAACAGAUUCCCCAGAAAGGAUUGAGGCCAGCACUCAUUCAUAUCAACAGAACAGUGCCACACGGACAUUAUUUAUUCAUGAUAAACAUUUAAAUCCCAGUGACUCUCAACAACCUGGUGACCCCUAUAAACCUACUGCCAUCUGUGAUGUAGAGUGUAUUGGGGGUAAUCUUCACCAAACAUCUCAGGGAUCACCCAUAUUUCAGGGAAAGACAAAGAAAAAAUGCUUCAUACAAGUUACCACCAGUCCCCCGAAAAUACAGAAUCUUUCACCAAAAGGAAAACUUAGAAGGAACACAGACCUAUCACAGGGAGAAAGAACUUCAACAGAUAGCUCAGAAAACAAGGCUAUGUGGAUUGAGGCAUCACCUGUCAAAAAUUCUCAGGAAAAUAACCAUGAUAUAAAAGGGAUCAGUUCGAACAUCGAUCUAGAUGUAUCGAUCCCAAGGGAUGUGUGGGACGACUUUGAUGACAGCGGAGCAGGGUUUGGAGGAACUAGUUACAUCCCCCCAGUGACUCCCUCGGGACAUAACUCCUCCUUUGACCAGGAUGAGAGUAAUCCAAAGACAAACUCUAGGAUUCACGGAUCCCCUGCUGAUCAGACACCCAAGCUUCAGCGACACCUAGAAAAAGCUCCAAAACAUUUAAAAGACGCAUCUCAAAGAACAGAUAGUGACAACAUUGUUAUGUGGGGAGAAGAUCAUGCCUCCAAUGUGUUGGUCAACAAGGAAGCAGAUGGUCAAGCUACAAUGUCAUUUAAGACGCCGACCGUCUCUAGUCGACAGAAGGCUGCUGUACAUUGGGUACCACCCUCCCCAUUUACACCCAUGCCACAGUAUGAUAGCAUGAAUACACCACAACUCAAGCGAGAAGUACAGAGGAUUGGUGUGCGUCCUGUUGGUAAAAAACGGAUGGUGGCCUUGUUGAAGGAUGUCUACAAUAAAACUCACCAGUAUGAGACAGACAGUAAUGUUGAGGAUGAAGAGGAUGAGGAAGAUGAGGAGGAUAAGGAGGAUGAGCAAUCAAGUUGUAUGAAGGAACAAGAAGCUGAUGAAUUAAAUUCAAGUCAGGAGUCAUCUCAGAGCGACAUGAUGGAGGAGAGCUAUCUACAGGGGUCCACCGAUGACCUUGUGCUGAGUCAGGCAUCGCAGCAGGAUGACUCUGCCCUUUCUGAGAAACUCUACCAAUUUGUGAAAUCAUCCACAGAUAUUUAUAGAAAAGUGUUGAUGUAUGAGCCGUUGGAAGUGGAUUGGUUAAAGAAAGAAAUAACAGAAGCUGGCAUCAAAUGUUCCAUGGAGAAGUUACUUUGUUUCCUGGAUGAAAAGUGUAUAACCUUCACAAUGAAGAAGAUGAGAAAAGAAAGAAAUUUGCGAAGAGGAAAAGGACGAGGAAAACCUUCACCAAAAAAAGGCACAGAUUCGUCACCGAAAAAAGGAGUGUCCUCAAAACGGACUAGAGGCUCUCCACAGAAAUGUCGACAUAAGGCUCCAACAUCUAGUACCGAUUAGAAUGGUUACAAUGGAAUCGUAAACAAAAACAUUUUAUCUGAUGUCAUCAUCUAGUACAGAUUAGAAUGGUUACCAUGGAAUCGUAAACAAAAACAUUUUAUCUGAUGUCAUCAUCUAGUACAGAUUAGAAUGGUUACCAUGGAAUCGUAAACAAAAACAUUUUAUCUGAUGUCAUCAUCUAGUACAGAUUAGAAUGGUUACCAUGGAAUCGUAAACAAAAACAUUUUAUCUGAUGUCAUCAUCUAGUACAGAUUAGAAUGGUUACCAUGGAAUCGUAAACAAAAACAUUUUAUCUGAUGUCAUCAUCUAGUACAGAUUAGAAUGGUGACCAUGGGAUCGUAAACAAAAACAUUUACAGUUACAGUAACAUUACAGUUACAACAUCAAUUAUACGUUCUUAUACAGUAACAACCUCUAUCAUACAUCCUUCUACUGUAACAACCUCUAUUAUACAUCCUCUUACAGUAACAACCUCUGUCAUACAUCCUCCUACAGUAACA